CUCAACAAUACUACCUACUACCUACUCAAUUCCCCUCCCCUCAUUCACUCCCCCUCCCAUCCCCUCCCCCUUCCUAUGGAUCACUCUGCUGCUGCGCCCCUCUUCCCGUUGUUUAGACUUCCCUUGGCCCGUUCCAGCGCUUUCAUCCGUCAGAGUCCCAAAGGCAUUGGCGGAGACUAUUGCCUUCAGCAAUGCCCGGGGGGUGGUUGUGGACCAAGUAACGCAGUGCUGAACCACCUUUCUUUGAUUACGUCCCAUUCGCAGCACAGCCUUUCUACCGAUUUCCUCUUCUUAUACCCGGGCGUUGGCCCCCAUUUCUACUACCACAACAAAGGAAACCCGACCCUACAACCAGUUUUAGGCAAUCAGCCCGCAGAAACACCUUGAUCUCUCCGAAUUUACCCAUUCCCCUGGUUUCUGUCUAUGCAUGCCUCACCACCUGCCCUGUCAAAUCAGAGUCUGCGUCGAUCCCUUUAAUGCAGCCUUCAGACGAACAUCGUCAGGCGGAGUUUCUAAACCCAUCCGGGGUUUCAGAUACAGAGCAGCAGCAGCAGCAGCAGCA
This is a messenger RNA of Aspergillus japonicus CBS 114.51, 562 nucleotides long. RefSeq lists its product as uncharacterized. Lineage: Eukaryota; Fungi; Ascomycota; Eurotiomycetes; Eurotiales; Aspergillaceae. The record is from RefSeq and is a predicted model, not a curated record. Bases 76 to 387 code for a protein of 103 amino acids. The transcript has 2 exons.